AGAGGAGCAUGUCCAACUCGGCGAGAGUGUGCGUCGGCGCCCGGUCCUGCCGUGGAGCUUCUUCAAGGGCCCUCAGUGUGGCCCCAGAAGGGCCGAGACGUAGAGGAGGGGACGGACAGGUGAGGAGCUUUGAGGAGAUCCCGCACACGGGGAGGAGCGGAUGGAUCAACCUGGUGAGGUUUUGGCGUGAGGAUCGCUUCAGGCUGCUCCACAAGCACAUGGAGAGGUCCUUCAACACCCUUGGGCCCAUCUACAGAGAGCACCUGGGCACCCAAAACAGCGUGAACAUCAUGUUACCGCGUGACGUCGGUGAGCUGUACCGCUCGGAAGGCCUCUACCCGCGACGGAUGAUCCUGCAGCCGUGGGCCACGCACCGAGAAACCCGCCAGCACAGCAAGGGAGUCUUCCUCAAGAACGGCGAGGAGUGGCGCGCCGACCGCCUCCUCCUCAACAAGGAGGUGAUGGUGAGCGCGGCCGUCAAGCGUUUCGUCCCCCUGCUGGACGAGGUGGCGAGGGAUUUCUGCCGGAUGCUUCAGGACAGAGUGGAGGCAGAGGGGGGAGGGAAGAAGGGCGACCGCGGCCUGACCCUGGACCCCAGUCCCGACCUCUUCCGCUUUGCACUGGAAGCCAGCUGCCAUGUUCUCUAUGGGGAGCGCAUGGGCCUCUUCUCCUCAACGCCCUCCCUGGAGUCUCAGAAGUUCAUCUGGGCUGUGGAAAGAAUGCUGGCCACCACACCCCCUCUCCUUUACCUGCCCUCCCCCCUGCUGGAGCGCAUCGGCGCCCCCCUGUGGACUCAGCACGCCACAGCGUGGGACCACAUCUUCAGCCAAGCUGAGACCAGCAUCCAGAGGGGCUUCCAGCACCUGUCCUCCAAGCUGGCUCCAAGGUCCCCUGGGGACCAGUACCAAGGGGUUCUGGGCCAACUCCUGGAGAAAGGACAGCUGUCUCGAGACCUCAUCAAAGCCAACAUCACUGAGCUGAUGGCUGGAGCUGUGGACACGACAGCAGUUCCACUGCAGUUUGCGCUGUUUGAGUUGGGCCGGAACCCCACCGUGCAGGACAGGGUGAGGCAGCAGAUCAGGGUGUCGUUGACCCAGGCUGAUGGGGACCCUCUCAAAGCCCUGCAGGGGGCCCCGCUCCUUAAAGGCACCGUCAAGGAGAUUCUAAGGUUGUAUCCAGUGGGCAUCACCGUGCAGCGCUACCCAGUGAAGGACAUCAUUCUUCACAAUUACCAAGUUCCAGCAGGGACCAUGGUCCAAGUGUGUCUUUACCCCCUGGGGAGGAGCGCAGAGGUCUUUGACAACCCGCUGACCUUCGACCCCGGCCGAUGGGGCGACAUGCGCGAGGAGGGGGUCGAGAGAGGAGGAGGAGGAGCGAGAGAGGAGGGGGCCGGCUUCCGCUCGCUGGCGUUCGGGUUCGGGGCGAGGCAGUGCGUCGGCCGCAGGAUUGCCGAGAAUGAGAUUCAGCUCUGUCUCAUGCACAUCCUGCUUAACUUCCACCUCAGCGUGUCUUCUUCACAAGACAUCAACACCAAAGUUACGCUCAUCCUGCAGCCAGAGACGCCACCAAGGAUCACCUUCAGGAAGCUCUGACAAACACGCAUUCAUAAUCUUCUAC
Molecule: messenger RNA, 1617 nt
Organism: Dunckerocampus dactyliophorus (ringed pipefish)
Lineage: Eukaryota; Metazoa; Chordata; Actinopteri; Syngnathiformes; Syngnathidae
Product: cytochrome P450 11B, mitochondrial
Exons: 9
Coding region: 9-1592 (527 amino acids)
Biological process (GO): cortisol metabolic process; cholesterol metabolic process; C21-steroid hormone biosynthetic process
Cellular component (GO): mitochondrial inner membrane; mitochondrion
Molecular function (GO): oxidoreductase activity, acting on paired donors, with incorporation or reduction of molecular oxygen; monooxygenase activity; iron ion binding
Source: RefSeq, a predicted model, not a curated record